AUGAUAGUGAGUGGAAUGGAGAAGAGUGACUUUCAGAACGAGAAGGGAGUAAGGACUAAGACAGUCAGGACGGCAACUCAAGGAGGAAACAGAUGUCAUUUUUUCUCUCUGAUUGUGUUGCUGGUCUUCACCUUCUCAGCCGCAACCUCAGCUGCCAAAGUCUCUUUGGAAGAAAAGGAUCAGCACACAGAUGUUGCUGAGCCCCAUCGGGGUGGUGAUUACCGCGGUCUUGAACGUCUGUCCACUCGCACGAUCAGACCUCUAGGCUUUUCCCUAGGGCACCAUGGAAAAGUUCCUGAGACACUGAGGCCGAAACCAGAAACACUGAGUCCCGGACCUCUACAGCCCCUGCAAGAACCUACAAUCAAGUUCUAUUCCUCUAACAGACAAUCCCCGCAGCAAACUUUCUCGACGGAAGGUGUGCUGGAACCCCCUCCCAAAGAAUCCGAGCGACUUAAAGACAGGAUUACCCAACAGAUCCAGACUCGACUCGGGGCACAGAAUCGCCAGGGCCCGCAGCAACAAGUGCAACUCUCAGCGAGGACAUCAGGAACAGCUCCGGACGCAGCUUUAUGGACAGCAGCGAUUCACUCCCCGAGGGGAAACGACCCUGUUAAUAGACAGGGUGGAAAUAUGGCAUUCAAUGUCCAAAGUCUGCUCGUUAACCCUUCCACUCGUGCCCAAACGCAGAAACCACAGGUUGAUAUCAUUGGAGGUGUCGGUAACCCCGCACUCAUGGGCGUUCCCAUUAAUUUGGGAAACUCUAACAGCUACCUCGUCCCUUCUGAUAACAGGAAAACAACUCCACAACCACUUUUUGGUGGCGUUGGGGACAGCCUUCGACAAUCGUCACCCUUAGUGUUCAGUGGAUCGCUUGGUAACAACAACAAGCAAUUUGUGUCUCUCAGGAAUCAGUCACCCGUCCAUACUGCUUCGCCAUUAACCAUCCAGAGCCAAAGUACCCCAUCUCUUAAUGGUUUUGGUAGCCUAAGUAAUCCAAGUCUUGCUGCUCAGUCAAGUCUUCUGUCUGCGUCACAACCCGCUAACUUUAACCAACUCGUGAAGGUCAUGCAAGCUGCGUUUGAUACUAACCCAUCUUUAAGAAAUUACAUGCUUCGUUUAUUAUCUUCAGUCAAGACCCCAUCAUCUGGCAUUGGUUCUUCCUUGGGUCCUCUGAGUCCUCAGAUUUCUCAACAUGAUAGCGCUCUCAGUUUAAAUGCUGCAAUACAAAAUUUGGGCCAGACACCAGCACCCCAUCAGUCCAAGCAACAGAGUAAUGCCGGACAAUUAUCUCAAUAUUAUCAGCAAAGCUCCCUGAAUCCCGCAUAUCAAUAUCAACAAAAUAAUUUCCCACUGCGUAUUCCUGGCGCUUUCCAUAGCGAUGCCCUUCCACAGGCUUCGUCGCCCCCGAUCCUUCCUGCCGACCAGCCAUACUUCCCAGCCGAACACAGCCCCCUGAGUAUCGUCAACUCGCCUGCUGCUGACAGCCAAAAUGACAUCCUUGGCACUCCUGCCAUUAGCCCCACUGCGCAGAUUACGCCGGAGGCUGCAACAGUCGGUUACUCCAACGUUCAAGGCUGCAUUAAAGACACCUGGUGUGCUUUGGCCUUGGCUGCUGCUGUUGCUAUUGGGGCAACCUCUACCCUCGCUGUUCCAUUUUUGGCACCGGCACUUUUUGGCCGUCGAAGGAGGGACCUGCAGUACCUGGUCUUCUCACAGGAGGAGGCGCCGGUGUUCACCGACCACUUCAUGAGGUUUAUGAAAGGUGACAUGACCGACAUACCAGAAGAAGAGGUAAUGUUAUUCAGGUCACUAAAGGAUCCAGCAGACAAUCGAGUAAAAAGGAUGUUCGAAAAUGUAAAGCAUUUCAUCAUUUCUAAUGAAGAGAAGCUUCUAAAUAUCACUAUACAAGAAAUAAAGAAUGAGAGACACAUUCUCAUUCCAGAUGAUAUACUAGAGAGAAUAAGUAACAAAAGUCGCGAGAGUUUGCAUGAAUCCAUCGCAGUAAUGUUGGACCUUGAAACCCGAAACAAAAGUGAAAACCACUCAGAUACUGAAGCAAAUAUAGCAUCAUCUGAUCUGCCAAACUCAUUGACGGUGUACAGGCCGCAGGAAGUCUAUCAACCGGUAACAGAAGCAAUAUACAUUCCAGGUUUGGAUUACAGCACAAUGGUAAAUCGACCAGUAGUUAGUAAUUCUGGACAAGGAUCGGUACAAGUCCAGAAACCAAUGUAUGCAAAUACUGCUCAAGGAUAUCAAAAUUUAAUUUACCCUCACCUAGCAAUCCAACAACAAAGACUACAACAUUAUUUUUCACCAUACUACAGUAACCCCCUAGCUCUUCAGACUUAUAACAGUAACUCGCACAACUUGUAUGGACACUCGUAUCCUCAAUAUGGCCACAACAUCCCUUUGCACUUCAGCUCCUCCGGGAACAGAGACAGCUUCCCGGUAAAUUAUCACCCCCAUUCACGUUUUGGUCACCAUCACUACCCAGGGAAAGGACAACAGAACGAUGUUCUUGUGAUCCCCAACCCCGCCACACAACAGCAGAGGCCCUUGAUGAGUCCUGAUGCAGUGACGUUCUACCGAGAGGUGUGCUUAGCCGUGAGACAAGAUGAUGUGCCCAAUAAUGAGAUAACUAGAUUUAUCUCUCAAAAAUGCGCUCUGUUCUACUAUUCUGGAAUCAUUUGAACACAACGGCGUCGUCGGAUGUGCCACAUAAUGAGAGCCAGAUUUGUCUCUCAAAAAUGUCUCUGUUCUACCUUCUUAGGAUGAUUUGAACACUGGCAUUGUCGGAUGUGCUUCCUCGCUCAAUUUGAAGAUGAAAUCAUCCUAGGACGGUGACUGUUUUAAAGACUGGGCAAGAUUAAAGAACGGUAAUUACCUGUGUCCACUGAAAAGCCAUUUUCCUGUACAAAGUUGUAUAUAGUAUUAUUUGUUUAGUUCCUUAUUUACUUCUAAUAAAUCAGAGAGUUGCAUUGUGGGCAGUUAUUCGCAAAAUAGUUCAGGAUCAUUGUUAUUUGUUCACCUUCAAUGUGUUCAAG
This is a messenger RNA of Penaeus chinensis, 3047 nucleotides long. RefSeq lists its product as uncharacterized. Lineage: Eukaryota; Metazoa; Arthropoda; Malacostraca; Decapoda; Penaeidae. The record is from RefSeq and is a predicted model, not a curated record. The transcript has 3 exons. Bases 1 to 2694 code for a protein of 897 amino acids.